Molecule: messenger RNA, 586 nt
Organism: Cynocephalus volans (Philippine flying lemur)
Lineage: Eukaryota; Metazoa; Chordata; Mammalia; Dermoptera; Cynocephalidae
Gene: KGD4
Product: alpha-ketoglutarate dehydrogenase subunit 4
Exons: 5
Coding region: 89-454 (121 amino acids)
Biological process (GO): 2-oxoglutarate metabolic process
Molecular function (GO): oxoglutarate dehydrogenase (succinyl-transferring) activity
Source: RefSeq, a predicted model, not a curated record
AAGGCAGGGCCCGCCCCAGCUGCCCCUGGCUCGUGUUAUCUCCGGGGCUCGCCUGCGCCCCGGAAGCUGCCCCUUCUCGGGGGUCAAGAUGGGCAGCAAAAUGGCGUCUGCCAGCAGGGUCGUGCAGCCGGCUGGUUCAGGGAUUCAAACCCUUGACCUUGGUGUUAUCAGCACCGGGAUCUACCAAGUAGUCAAGCCACAUACUCCAUUAAUAAGGUUCCCUGACAGAAGAGACAAUCCUAAACCCAAUGUAUCAGAAGCUUUGAGAUCAACAGGGGUACCAUCUCAUUCUGCAAUUUCACAGCAUUCUAAGGGAAGUAAAUCACCAGAUUUGCUGAUGCAUCAAGGUCCACCAGACACUGCAGAAAUACUAAAAUCAUUACCUCAGAAAUACAGAAGGAAACUUGUGUCUCAAGAAGAAAUUGAAUUUAUCCAACGUGGAGGUCCAGAAUAAUCCCUGUGAGCAGCAGUUUGUCAUCAAACAAAAGAAUUGACUUUACGAUAAAGGACUUCCAAAAUAACAAAUGAGAAAUUGUAUAUUAAACAACUUUAAUAAAGUAAAAAAAAAUGAAAUAUAGAAAAUUUA